AUGGACAGCAGGAUCAGACCUCUCGGUGGCUUGCAGGUGCCUCCUUCCCUCCUGCGUCCUCCGCAUCUCUUCCUCCGAGCUUGCAACCCGGUUCUGGAGAGGGGAUACCCACGCACCCCGAAGUGCGCCAGGUGCAGAAACCACGGUGUGGUGUCCGCACUGAAGGGCCACAAGCGCUUCUGUCGCUGGAGGGACUGCGUGUGCGCAAAGUGCACCCUGAUAGCGGAGAGGCAGCGGGUGAUGGCUGCUCAGGUGGCUCUGAGGAGGCAGCAGGCUCAGGAGGAGAGCGAGGCCCGGGAGCUUCGGCUCAUGUAUCCCGGGUCAGGUAUGGUUGGGGACCAGGUGUGCUCCGGAGGCCCAGGGCUGCCAGCGGCUACCAGCAACACCCCGACAGCUCCAGGGUUUGAUGUUUUUGGAGCAGAGAGCCACAAAGAUGAUGACAAACUGAGCAAGUACAACUUUUAUAACGGAUUCAUGGGCCGACCAUUCUUUGCCCCCCACAUCGCACGGCUGCCCUCUCCAAAUGACAAGAAGGAUCUGUCUCCAAACGAGGACAGCACCGCUCCUCCGUUCAAUGAUGACAGCACCAGUCCAUCCCCAGACCACAUAGAGAGUCCACAGAGGUCGCUUUCCUCCUCGGAUCCGGAGUCAGGCAGCGAGUCGGAGAAACCCAAAGACUACCGGCUCCUGAACCGGGACCCCACUGACAUAAUGGCCAAGAUCUUCCCCCAUCAGAAACGGGACACCCUGGAGUCUAUGGUGAGGACGUGCAAAGGUGACAUUGUCAGAUCCAUUGAGCUGAUGCUGGGCUCCAAAGAGAACAAGAUUGACUCUGAUAGUUUCGCUCUGUCUAGUCACCCAAACGCGCUCAGGCAUUCUGUUGGGUUGCCUGGAGCUCUUGGUGCUCCGGGGAACAAGUCUGCCUUCUCCCCGCUCCACAUGCCACCGCCGGCCGCCGGGGGUGACGGCAUGUACGGGCUGAACCCCCGGCUCGGCGUCAGCUCAUUGAGGCUGGCUUAUUCCUCUGCAAACGGUGGAAUGGCUGGUUUUAUGUCACCAUACAUGACAUCCGGACUGAUGCCAGUGUUCCCACUGCGUCCACCCAUGGACUCCUAUUCCUUCCCGGGCAUGAUCCGAGACCUUUCUUACCUUCAGAGCAAGGAGGCACUAUGCAGCAGUGCAGGGCUUUACACGAGACUUAACAGUGAAAAAUGA
Anoplopoma fimbria (sablefish) is the source of this 1215-nucleotide messenger RNA. RefSeq names its product doublesex- and mab-3-related transcription factor A1-like. The transcript has 2 exons. Gene Ontology annotation, cellular component: nucleus. NCBI's taxonomy places the organism in Eukaryota, Metazoa, Chordata, Actinopteri, Perciformes, Anoplopomatidae. Gene Ontology annotation, biological process: sex differentiation; regulation of transcription by RNA polymerase II. Gene Ontology annotation, molecular function: RNA polymerase II cis-regulatory region sequence-specific DNA binding; protein binding; DNA-binding transcription factor activity, RNA polymerase II-specific. The coding region runs from base 1 to 1215 and encodes 404 amino acids. The record is from RefSeq and is a predicted model, not a curated record.